Epinephelus lanceolatus (giant grouper) is the source of this 3160-nucleotide messenger RNA. RefSeq lists its product as uncharacterized. The record is from RefSeq and is a predicted model, not a curated record. Lineage: Eukaryota; Metazoa; Chordata; Actinopteri; Perciformes; Serranidae.
CCGUGCAGUCUACCUCGAGCUCAGGGAACAACAUCUUCAAUGUGUUUUCCGCAUGCCACUUUUUCUCUGAAAAUGUCAACACUCCAGACCCUGAAAACUUAUAUCAACCAGCGACUCGCGGUGGCUGUAGAGGAAAUAUCCGCCCUGCUGGAAACAACAAUAUCAAACUAUGAAGAAGAGAUUAACCGCCAGCGGAGGCUGCUGGAAGAUGAGAGGUCUGAGUUCCUCAUCAACAAAGCAGGUACGCAAGAGGCCAUGAGAUUUCGAGUCAUCAUCGAGCACGAUAUCAAGAAGAUAACUUUCCAAAACGGCCUCCCUUCAACUUUGGAGGACUUGAUUAAAGUGUUUAAACAAGCUUUUUCCAUCACCACAGAGAUAGGCCUUCUGUACAAAGAUGCUGAUUUUGAUGACUUCUUCACAUUAACCUCUACAGGUGACCUUAAGGAUAAAGACACACUCAAAGUAGUUCACCUGCCAGCACCUUCAGGUAUAACAAGGCCAGCGGCUCCUCAGCAGCGCAGACCCGCUGACUUUGAUAACUCCCUCACAAUAACCUCUACAUGUAGCCUGAAGGAUAAAGACAUAGUCAAAGUAGAGCACGUGCCAUUAUCACCAGGUAUAUUAAUGGCCACGGCCCCUCAGGAGCGCAACCCUGACACAUCAGACACGUCAUCUGUAGAUGAUCGUCUCUCUGUGGAUUCACAGGAUGCUGUGAUUCCCAGUUCCCCUGCCACUGGGAGGCAAAGCCUGUGGCCUGCCAUCUUUCCCAUUCCAACCUUCUCCUACAACACAGAGAUGGCUUUGAGGCAAGGCAAUGAAAAGUUUCUCAAAGACGGAAUCUUGCUGACAUCACCUAGUGUCAAAUCUGACAUUCUGGAGCGCCUGGCGGAGGCCAUGUUUUCCUACACAGCUUAUCCCAAUGAUCCACAGAGGACUGCCGUUGCACAGGCGCUAAUAGAGAAGCAUCCCUGCUUGAGGGAACCUGGCUCUUAUAAUGGAUGUUAUGGGUGGCAGCAAAGCCUAAAAUACAAGUGUGCAAACUAUCGGAGCAAACUUAAAGCACACGGAAACCCUGAGCUGCUAAUAAAUUCACUGAAACACAAGCAGGAGGGCGAGAGACAACCUGCCAAAAAUAUCAAGAAACCAAGGAAGGCUGAGGUGAACUUCCUUCCCCCACAUCCAGCCGGCGAAACCGAUGAAAGCCUGGAGAAUGUGAGACUGGAGCUUAUUGCAGUGAGCAGGACAAAGGACAAUGGUCAGAUGAUCAAUGACAUGAUGUCCAGAACAUACAGCUAUAGAAGGAGGGAAGUAGUCGGCCAGUCCAUGACAGUGGCAGAAUUCAGAGAGAGAUGGCCUGCCCUCUUCGAACCAGUACAGAUAAAUGAAGAGUUUCGAAGAUGCAACACUGUUCCCUUGGAGCAAACAUUCAUCUCCCAGCUGGACAGGCACACGCCAAAACUGCUGGAAUUAUUCAGUUCAAAGGGAGGAGCUGUGGGACAGCGCAUGAAGAGUGUGUUGAUUGAGCUGAUUAAGGACCCGCAUGCCUCAUUGGUGAAGAAGAGGGACGUGACUCUGAGAUGCCUCAUUGAGUACCUGGGAGAGAGUGUGCAGGAGCUUGUCUCUGACUACUAUAGGACAGCAGAGGAUGAAGUGCAUCAGGACCUUAAAACACACAGUAGGAGGAUCUACGUGUGCCACCAGCCCGAUGCAGUGGGCAUCAUCAUCGAUGGGACUCCAGUUCUGACUGGUCUGGAUAACAUGUCCAAAGCCUGCUGCCUCCUCCUCGGCCUGACCUACGCCCUCAACCUGGAUUAUCCUCCCAAACUUGCCAAAACGUUUGAAGUGUUUCAAAGACUGUUUGUAGGACUUGAUAUGCUGCAGCCCAAACCAACAUCCAAGUACAUCAACCUGAAAAACAAACUGUUCACCUGAACAAUGGCUCACCUCGUCCAAGGCUAGGUUUUGUUAGUGUGUUAUAUUCAGGAGCUGUGAAGGAGUCUGAUUGUUUGAUGAUAAACUUGUGUUGGAUGUUUGAAAGAACUGUGUUAAUGAUUAAGGGUUAAAACACUGAGCUGUACCUCAGAGUUUUAAGGAACUAAUAUCCACAGUGGGCUUCUAAUCAAAUUUUUCAUACCUUCCUGAUAUUUUCACCGGAAUGUACAGUACAUGACAGUAUGACUAUAUGGUGCAACUCCCCGCCCCCGACCAGCGUGUUCGCUACUUUUGGCAGGCUCACCAUACAUUUUCCAAACUAAUAAUUACACAUGUUGCUUGCCGGCUGUUAACGGUCCUGUGCACUAAAUGGGCACCAACAAACAAACAAACAAAUAAACCCGUGACGGGCAUGCGCUGCUCACACAGCCAGAGUGGUUGGUGCUAUUCCUCCACCACUGGUGUCAUGGUGUCUUUUGGCUCAGCUGCCUGAUCCAUCAGUAGAGACCAGAGACUGACCUAUGGUGUUAUGUGCUGUGCACUACAUAUAGUAAGUUUAACAGAAAGAGGAGCACCCGUAUUUGUGACGGUAUUGAAAAUCAUAUCAUCCGGAUUUCUUAAUACCCUGGUGUACCGUGAUACCGCCCAAGCCUAAUCCACAGCAGUUCCACAUGUCACAUCUCUGUAAAUGUGGUUGUGCAGCACAUGCUUCUUUGUUGGUAAGGUCAGUUCACCCAGAUUACAAAAAAAACAACUGAUUUCACCAGGUUUAAGGGCCUCAAAGCUCUGUUCAUAGUUAGAAUGUGUGUUGUAUAAGAGCUCUGAAAAUUCUCAUGUAAGCUGUAUUUUUUUACUCAAUGAGACAAGUUCUGCUGUAUGUAACUUUUGUACUUGUAGCUAAAUUAUUUUAUCUCUGAGGGGAAAUACAGAAACACAUUUAAGUUUUAAUAAGUGACUACUUUCAUACAUUUUGUUUGACAUUUCAGUUGAGGUUGGUGGUUGCAGAGACUGUUCACUACUGGUUACAUAUGUAAAUAAAUUAGUAACAGUUUCAAGUAAUCUAAUUUUUCAACUUACAGUAUAUUGAUCUGGUAAACCAAGUUCAUAAUUGAUUAUUCCCUCACACUCCGUGUAGUGAUGUGUUCUCACAAACCUACAGUCUUUUUUUUUUAAUUGUCUCCACAGCCUGGCAGAGGCAUUGGGUCUCAUUCAUGAAACGUGAGCAGAA